Lipotes vexillifer (Yangtze River dolphin) is the source of this 510-nucleotide messenger RNA. It is a transcript of the gene VMAC, whose product is annotated as vimentin type intermediate filament associated coiled-coil protein. The record is from RefSeq and is a predicted model, not a curated record. Lineage: Eukaryota; Metazoa; Chordata; Mammalia; Artiodactyla; Lipotidae. The transcript is spliced from 2 exons. The coding region runs from base 1 to 510 and encodes 169 amino acids.
AUGUCAGCGCCGCCGCCCCUGCAGAUCCGCGAGGCGAACGCACACCUGGCUGCGGUACACCGGCGCGCGGCGGAGCUGGAGGCGCGGCUGGACGCGGCCGAGCGCACGGUGCGCACCCAGGCCGAGCGCCUGGCCCGCCACGACCAGCAGCUGCGCGCCGCCCUAGACGAGCUGGGCCGCGCCAAGGACCGUGAGAUUGCCGCUCUCCAGGAGCAGCUGCUGACCUCCGAGGCUACUGUCCAGAGUCUGCAGGCUGCCGUGUGCCAGAGGGACAAGCUCAUCAGGCAGCUGCAGCCCCGGGCUGAACUGCUGCAGGACAUCUGCCGCCGCCGGCCACCCCUGGCAGGGCUGAUGGCCACCCUGGCUGAGGCUGAGCGCCUGGGGCCCCUGCCGGCCAGUGACCCCAGUCACCCACUCCCUGGUGGGCCCAGUUCACACCUUGCCAACAGUACUGGGGAGGAAGAGGACAGGGACCACCUCCAGCCUGCUGUGUUUGGGACCACUGUGUGA